Molecule: messenger RNA, 2432 nt
Organism: Pelecanus crispus (Dalmatian pelican)
Lineage: Eukaryota; Metazoa; Chordata; Aves; Pelecaniformes; Pelecanidae
Source: RefSeq, a predicted model, not a curated record
UCUUUAGAUGACAAUCAGAACAAAACCAAUGAAAAGAAAGAGAAAAAAAUGGUUUCUCAGAAACCCCAUGGUACCAUAGAAUAUACUGCUGGAAAUCAGGACACCAUAAACAGCAUAGCAUUAAAGUUUAACAUCACCCCAAACAAGCUCGUGGAGCUCAAUAAGCUUUUCACACAGACAAUUGUGCCAGGCCAGAUUCUCUUUGUGCCAGAAACAAGCGCUGCGAGACUGUCUUCUUUCAGUCCUGGUGCACCUGUUUCUCCUUCAUCAUCAGAUGCUGAAUACGAUAAACUCCCUGAUGCUGAUUUGGCAAGAAAGGCCUUCAAACCAGUUGAAAGAGUCCUGUCCUCUACUUCAGAAGAGGAUGAGCCUGUGGUUGUCAAAUUUUUAAAAAUGAAUUGUCGUUACUUCACAGAUGGCAAGGGUGUAGUUGGAGGAGUCAUGAUAGUAACUCCAAACAAUAUCAUGUUUGACCCACAUAAGUCUGAUCCUCUGGUAAUUGAGAAUGGCUGUGAAGAAUAUGGGCUUAUCUGCCCCAUGGAGGAGGUUGUCUCAAUAGCGCUCUACAAUGACAUCUCUCACAUGAAGAUUAAAGAUGCAUUGCCAUCUGACAUACCAAAGGAUCUUUGUCCUCUGUACAGGCCAGGAGAAUGGGAAGACCUAUCCUCUGAGAAAGAUAUCAAUCCUUUCAGCAAAUUCAAAUCCCUUAGCAAGGAAAAGAGGCAGCAGAAUGGGGAUCCAUCCAUUGCUGUGGGUGCCAAACAGAUAAAGCCUUCAGAUAAGGAAAAGUCUGCUGAUUUUGAGGUUCUUCAGUCAUCUGAGAGUACAGGCUCAGUCAAGUCAAAGUCACUGGAGUUUCCGAACAACAUCACUGCCACUGAACAUUUGGAAAAGUUUGCUGUGGAUCCGUGUGCUAAGGAGCCUUCUGGGGGAAAAAAUGCUUCAGACGUCAAAACCAGAGAAAAAUCCCUUUUGGGAGAAGGAGAGGAUGACUUCACUGAGCUGGAAAAGACAUCAUCUCGUAUGGAUAGAGGGUUGGACAGGAAAAUCUCAGUAAUGGAAGGCUUGCUGGCUGACCCCAGGGAGUUGGGGAGAACUAAGCAGCAGGUAACCAAACCCACUACAGAAGUCCAGGAGCACUUGACAGUUGAUUCCUUGGAAAAAAAGGACAGUGUUGAACCUAAAGCUGACUUAGACUUAGAGCUGUGUGAAAAGCAAGAUGUUAUUCCAGAAGUAAACAAAUGUGUCAGUUCCCCGACAGGUAAGGUGGAGACUGCAUUGGACACUAAGAAAGAGCUAGAGAAAGAUAAACUUAUUGAAUUUUACCUCAAUAAAGAUGGGAAUGGGUCUCAGUCAUCUGAAGACUUACACAAGGCUGAAAUCCAGAAAGGUGAAAACAAUAAAGCAAUUGGCAUAGACCUUACACUUAGCUGUUCAAAGUCCCACGCUAAUGAAGUCCAUACAGUUAAAAGUAUGGAGCUUGAUUCCUGAAGGAAAGCACCUUCAUUAGAAAUCAGCUCAGCAGCAGCAGAGGAAAAGGAUCUGAAAGAGUCUGUGGACUCUUCAUUAGUACCAGCUAUAGACAAGACCUGUCAAGAAACACAGUUAGACAAUCAAUCAGAAAUCAGACUGUGGCUGCUGCAGAAAAUUCAAGUGCCAAUUGAAGAUAUGCUUCCUUCAAAAGAGGAGAAGAGCAAGACUCCUCCAAUGUUUCUGUGCAUUAAAGUAGGCAAGCCCAUGAGAAAGUCCUUUGCGUCUCAGAGCACCACCAUGUCUCAACAGUACAGUAAAAAAAUAAAGCAACCAGAGUACUGGUUUGCUGUUCCUCGGGAAAGGGUGGAUCACUUAUACACGUUUUUUGUUCAGUGGUCACCAGAAAUAUAUGGGAAAGAUGCCAAAGAGCAAGGUUUUGUUGUGGUAGAAAAGGAGGAGCUUGACAUGAUAGACAACUUCUUCAGUGAGCCCACUACUAAAAGCUGGGAGAUCAUUACUGUAGAAGAAGCAAAACGACGAAAGAGCGUUUGCAGUUACUAUGAAGAAGAUGACGACGAUACUUUGCCUGUCUUAAAGCAUCACAGCGCCCUCUUGGAGAAUAUGCACAUAGAGCAGCUUGCCCGAUGCUUGCCCGCACGAGUGCAGGGAUAUCCGUGGCGGCUUGCAUACAGUACACUGGAGCACGGGACUAGCCUGAAGACUCUCUACCGUAAAUCAGCAUCUCUCGACAGUCCAGUUCUCCUUGUCAUCAAGGAUAUGGACAACCAGAUAUUUGGAGCCUAUGCUACACAUCCCUUCAGGUUUAGUGACCAUUACUAUGGCACUGGUGAGACAUUCCUCUACACAUUCAGUCCAAAUUUCAAGGUAUUCAAAUGGAGUGGAGAGAACACCUACUUCAUCAACGGAGACACCAGCUCUCUGGAGCUCGGAGGUGGAGG